CUGACUACCUUGUGCAUCGUCACAUUCUGGAGUAAGCCUCGUAUAGCAAGACGAUCUCCCGUCUCUCCACGGGGAAUAUGGCACCAAAAUAGCAUGAAUCUAGGACUGAGGCUGGGCGUGAUCUCCACCGUCAGCUCGUGUAAGUCAAGUUGAGCUCAUGAAGCAAUAAUAGAAACAUGCCCAUGAAAAGAGUAAGAUACGUGAGGAAAUCAAGUAUAUAAACUCCCCUUCCUAACCUCCAGAUCCCAAACUUUCUUCUCCAUCCUCAUCAACUCAAACACUCUCAACUCUCGCUACAAAAACACACUCUCGCUCUACUACAUCUUUCUUCUUACAAGGAACCACCAACCGCAAACAUGAAGUUCACCAUCGCCCUCGCUGCUCUCGUCUCCCUGGCCGCUGCCACUCCCCUUGAUGCUUCCACCAAGGGCUGCGAGCCCGGAUCCUACUCUUGCACUCCUGACAAGACUGGCUGGCAGGUCUGCGAUGUCAACGGCAAAUAUGUUGCCGCCGGCGUCUGCCCCCCCAAGACCUCUUGUGUCUUCUACAAGCCUAGCGGUAGCCCCUACUGUGUUCCCCCUGGAUUCAAGUUCUCCAAGGCUUAAGUGGUCUUUUGAUCUUAUGACCUGAUAGCUAUGGGAGUCACCGGGUACUUGGAACUCUCGACAACAACUUCUAUCUUGGUCUGAUACUUGCUUUUGAGGUUGGGUUUGGAUUGGGAUUGAGAUGUGCAUUUGGUCUUUUCUUGUUUUCAUGCCUUGCAUGAGGUCCUUUCCUUAGAACAAAUUAGAUAUGGAACAUAGCUGGUUGGGUAUACAUACAUAUAUAGGCACUUAGCAUGCAUCUGCAAUCUACUGCAUUGCCUUUGAC
Molecule: messenger RNA, 870 nt
Organism: Fusarium verticillioides 7600
Lineage: Eukaryota; Fungi; Ascomycota; Sordariomycetes; Hypocreales; Nectriaceae
Exons: 2
Coding region: 357-605 (82 amino acids)
Source: RefSeq, a predicted model, not a curated record